GCGACAGACGCGACCGGAUUUAAAUUUAGAACCGAACACAAUUUCGCUGUCCUAUUUCAACCAUACUAACCGUGGUUUAAUGAAAUUUCAAGUUCACGUAAUCUUUAUUUGUGAAUACAAUAUAGUGAAUAUCAUGCUGUGAAAUGAGGAUGAGGAUAGUUUGAAGUUAGUGUAACCGAUUGUGAAACUUGACAAUACCACCCGAAGAUGUUUCCAGCGCUCCUCGUUUUAUUACUAUUGUGCAGACAAGAUUCAGUUACAAGUGUCCGCCUCGUGGAACUGCGGGUACCGACGCAUGAGCGGGAGGGGGGCUCCGCUCUCCUCGGCUGCCAAUAUGACAUGGAAGAUGACGUGCUCUACUCGGUAAAGUGGUAUAAGGACUCUAACGAGUUCUUCAGAUACGCGCCGAAGAACUAUCCGCCCAUAAAACAUUUUGACAGGCGGGGAGUUUAUGUUGAUGAAUCCCGGUCAUCUGCCACAGAGGUAACACUGGUGAACUUAACGCGCGACUCCGCGGGAAUGUACAGCUGCGAGGUCUCGGGAGAGGCACCUAACUUCACCACUGUUACCAGUCAGAAAUAUAUCACAAUGCAUUUGCUCCCGGAUAGAGGUCCACAAACAACUGGACUGCAAGAACGAUACUUCAUAGACGAUGAAGUCCUUGCCAAUUGCACGUCGUCUGCAUCCCGGCCUGAGGCUCAUCUAAAAUGGCUUAUAAACGGUCGACCCGCUCCGCGACACUUCCUUAUAGGUCCCUGGUACAGAGUAUCCGUACAACGAGCUGAUGCCGUGGAAACGACUUUACAACUGAGGUUCAGGGUUGUUCCGUCAGAUUUCAAUGAUGGAGCAAUGCGGAUUAAGUGUCAGGCAACAAUAGCGCCGCUCUAUCAAAGAGAAACAAGCUCAGUGCAUUACGUGGCGUUGCCUUUCAUGGAAACUCCGUCUCCUGUUGCCGCGGAUGAUGUAGAUAACGCGUUGCAGUUAAAAAUUUCAUUGUCAACGAUUCUGAUGCCAGUAUUACUACUAAUAUUUAUAAUAUAAUAUUUAAAAAGUUAUACAAAAUGGCCGCUAGUUUAGUUGGAAAUCAUCGGCUGUUUGGUAUUUUUUUACGGUUCAUGUUUCUGUUACGUCUAGACUAAAAAUCAGUGUGGAAGGCUUUAGGCACGCAUGAAUAAUGCUUUGCACCUACUCGGAAUUUUAUGGUACGGUUCACGUAUCGUUUUAAGAAUUAUGAUGUAAAAUGAAUUCCGUAUUAAAAAGGAUAAUUCUAGGUUUAAAAAUCUUUCAAAGACGUCUCAAUUAAUACUGUGGAUCAUCUCUGUUACAUGUUUUUGUCAUUUAACGUGAUGUUUUUAUAACAAAGUAAAUGCAGUAUUGUAAAAUCUUUCAUGUAUACAAUGUUGAUAGUGAUACUCUUACUAGUCUAUUAACAAUGCAGCGAUAUACUCUCUAGGAAGCCUGUAUUUACGUAUUGUAUCAAUAAAAAAGCCAAAGGCUUGUUUGUUUGGCUUUCUGGUGUAUAUUGGUGAAGUAGUAUAUAGCAAGGAUUUUUAAAGUGAGAAAUCAGUUGUCAAUAGGUGCCAUGAUUUUUCACGAUCUUGUUUGUUACAUUAUGCAUUUAAAUAUGUUAUGACUAAAUUUCUAGGUAAAUUCAAUGCAUUUAUACCCGUACUUGUAAGUCUAUUAAGUAAUUUUGUGAUGAACCAAAUUAAUAUAUCGUUUGUAUUGACGACACCGGUCUACUAUAUUGCUCGGCUUUGCCUACCAGUCUUUUUAUCCACUAAGGAUUAUGCACAUGGUCAAAGUAUUAUUAUUCGUAAUGUGAACUAUUUUAUAGAUAAAUUAAUAUUUUUAAACUGGACUUAUUUUACUAAUUCCACAUGGUCUAUUGUCUACUUCUAGAUAUUAUUUAACAGCUUAUAUUAGUAUUAAUAAAGUUUAGGUCUAAAUAAAGCAUCGAUCAAUUACGUAACAACAGAACGAAUAUUAGAAAGAAGCAUGUGAUUAAUAUUAUUAUUAUAAUGUAUAGCUUUUGGUACUAUGUUUGUGACAUAUUAUUGUAAGAAUGUGUGAGAUAUAGUUGUGAUAAUAAAAAUAAAAAUGUACGUA
Manduca sexta (tobacco hornworm) is the source of this 2109-nucleotide messenger RNA. Its product is annotated as cell adhesion molecule 3. NCBI's taxonomy places the organism in Eukaryota, Metazoa, Arthropoda, Insecta, Lepidoptera, Sphingidae. The record is from RefSeq and is a predicted model, not a curated record. The coding region runs from base 208 to 1041 and encodes 277 amino acids. The transcript is spliced from 6 exons.